CCCUCCCACAGGUCACAAAUACAAAGUAUAUUCACAGUUAGUAUAUUAUAUCUCUGAUUUUUUCUUGUUAGACUAUUCCUAAUGGUCUCAACAUCCCACGAGCCUCGAGCACUUGCUUUUAUCUUCUUCUCUGCAGCUCCAUUCUCCAAUUAUUUCCAACUUUAAAUCAACUCAUCUUCUCUGUCUCUUUGUUUUUCUCCCAACUCUUUCUCAUUAACCUCAUCAAUCUUCUCUUACCACAAACAACAAUUCUAAUAAAUAUCUUCAUUUCUCAAAAAUACAUAUAAACUAAUUACUAGUAUAUCAGUCAUGGCACUUGAAACAUGGUUAAUUAAGGUGAGAAAGACGAUAGCUCACAGACUUGAUACAGUAAGAGCCAGUACUGUACCACGUGGAAAGCCGGCAACGAUCAAGAAAUCCAACGUUGGAGUUUUAGCUUUCGAGAUCUCUGGACUCAUGUCAAAACUCCUCCAUUUAUGGCAAUUUUUGUCGGACAAGAACAUGAUCCGAAUUCGCAAUGAGUCAAUCUGCCUAGAAGGAGUGCGUAAAAUCGUCUCAAACGAUGACGCUUUCCUUCUUGGCCUUGCCUGUGCGGAGAUUGUGGAGAAUCUAAGAAUGGUUGCAAAAUCUUUAUCAAGAAUCAGUAAAAGAUGUGAAGAUUCACAUCUAAGAAGCUUUGAUCGCUUCUUUAAUGAAUUUGCAAACACUGGUCGUGAUCCUUACAAUUGGGUUCUUAGCUUGAAAGAUAUGGAGUCCAAAAUCAAGAAAAUGGAUCAGUAUGUUACAACCACUGCCCUUCUUCAUCGACAAAUGGAUGAGCUUUCAGUUCUUGAAAAUAGUUUAAAGAAAGCUUCGAAUUCGAAUUCACAGUUCAAGGAUUCUGACAUUUCAUCAAUCAAAGAACAGAAGAUAAUUGAACUGAGACAGAAGUUUCUGUGGCAGAAACAAGAAGUUAAGUAUCUGAAGGAAAGAUCUUUAUGGUGUCGUAGUUUUGAUACUGUUACAUCAUUACUUGCUCGAUCCAUUUUCACUACUCUAGCAAGGAUCAAACUUGUUUUUGGUAUUAAUCAUGGAUAUCCAAAUUCUCUUCCACGUAGUCUUUCUGCUUCUGCUACAGUUUAUCCUUCAGAAAACCAUAACACAUGCAAUUUCGUGUCCGGGCCAUUGGUGAAUCCCCCUAAGGUUUCGGAUCAUGAGUUUUUCGAGUCCAAUACUAAGGUACUUAAACCGCCUUCGAGUACUUUAGGUGCGGCUGCACUUGCUUUGCAUUAUGCUAAUUUGAUCAUUGUUAUGGAAAAAAUGAUAAGAUCACCACAACUAGUUGGUGUUGAUGCUAGAGAUGAUUUAUAUUCCAUGUUGCCAAAUAGUGUAAGAUCAUCAUUAAGAUCAAGACUAAAAGGAGUUGGGUUUUCAGCUAGUGAUCCAGGUCUUGCUGGUGAAUGGAAAGAUGCUUUGCAGAAGAUUUUAGGAUGGUUGUCACCUUUGGCACAUAAUAUGAUCAAAUGGCAAAGUGAAAGGAGUUUUGAACAACAAAAUUUAAUUCCAAAAACCAAUGUCCUCUUGCUGCAGACUUUAUAUUUUGCAAAUCAGGAUAAGACUGAAGCUGCCAUAACAGAGCUGUUAGUUGGGUUAAACUAUAUUUGGAGGUUUGAAAGGGAAAUGAAUGCUAAGGCCUUAUUUGAGUGUACCAACUUCAACAACUUCUUGAACCUGAAGCGUUCAAGUAAUUAGACUCAGGAAUGGCUAUUUGACUUCCAGUUUUUCUUUUCUUGGUUUUUCUUUCUAAGUUUUUUUAUUUGCUUUAAUUAAUAGAUAUGAUUUGAAGGAUUGUUAGAUGGAAACUCCUUUAAAGAUCUGUGAGGGGUCUGUUUUGUUUUAACCCAAAAUCUGUAUAUUGUAUCAUAUCAGUUGUAGACUACUGUAUAAGAUUGAGUCAAAAUUUUCAACCUA
Lycium ferocissimum is the source of this 1950-nucleotide messenger RNA. RefSeq names its product protein PSK SIMULATOR 1. Lineage: Eukaryota; Viridiplantae; Streptophyta; Magnoliopsida; Solanales; Solanaceae. The record is from RefSeq and is a predicted model, not a curated record. The transcript has a single exon. Gene Ontology annotation, biological process: positive regulation of growth. The coding region runs from base 310 to 1731 and encodes 473 amino acids.